This is a messenger RNA of Melopsittacus undulatus (budgerigar), 4486 nucleotides long. RefSeq names its product cell surface hyaluronidase-like. The record is from RefSeq and is a predicted model, not a curated record. NCBI's taxonomy places the organism in Eukaryota, Metazoa, Chordata, Aves, Psittaciformes, Psittaculidae. The transcript is spliced from 21 exons. Bases 436 to 4356 code for a protein of 1306 amino acids.
CGGAGCGGAGUAGCGGGAGCUGCCUGCGUCUGUCUGCCCCUGCCCGCUUCUGCCUCUGCCGCCGGGAAGGCCGGCAGCACGGUGGGAGCUCCCGAGAGGCGGCGAACAAAGUCCGAGGCUCGGCGCUGCCGAGGAUAGGUAAGUGGUCUUUGCAGCUCAAGUUUGAAACUCGAUGUUGUCUCUCGUCCAUCUGCCGCUGGGGUUUUCUCCUCGCCGGCUCUCUGUUCUUGCUGCUGUUGUGGUUGCCUCGCCGUGUCUGGGGCUGUAUGGAGCCGGCUGUGGGGGAUUGCUAGUUUUGAUCUUGCUACUUUAAGCAGACAGGAGAAAAGAGGACAAAAAUCCCCAAACACAUCAAAAGCAAAAUGUGCCUUUGCUCCGGCCCCGUGCGAAUCCGCGGGAAGGAGCCGGCGCGAUAGCACACGUGUUGCGGCGGGGAUGCCCGUGGCUAUGGCCGCAGGUAGCUGCGGCAGGGGCUCCCGGGACACGGGGAGCACCGGGGAGCAGCGGCUCCUCCUGCCCUCUGUGCCGGAACCGGACCUGGAGCCGGUCCCGGUCUCGGCACCGCCGCGGGACGCAUCGGGGAGCAGCGAGCGACGGCAGCGCAUCAGGUUGGUACCGCGCCCCCCGGCGCCUUUCUGCGCCCCGCCGCGCCCCGCCGCUGCCGCCCGUCUCUUGCAGGGACCUGCCCGGAGGCCGACCCGCACCUCGCCCCUUGGCGACCCGGCUCCGAUACCAGCCUCACCGCCGUGGUGGGCCGGGGGACGGCUCUGCGCCUGGAGAGCUCCGCUACCUUCCACUCCCUCGUCAUCCGCGACGGAGGGAUGCUGGUGUUCGCAGACUGUCCCCGCGAGCCACCCAUCACCCUGCGCGCCCGCUACAUCCUCAUCCACGACGGCGGGGAGCUGCACAUCGGCUCAGAGCGCUGCCCUUACGGCUCGCGGGCCACUAUCUCACUCUACGGGAGGGCCACCGACGGGGCGGCCGUGGAGGGCUUCGGGCAGAAGUUCCUGGGCGUGGGGAGCGGCGGCGUCCUGGAGCUGCACGGCCGGCGGCCUCACUCCUGGACCCUCCUGGACAAAACGCUGCACCCUGGCGGGCUCCUCUACGGCCCCUACUUCUCCGAGAGGCGGUGGGGCAGCCGCGGGCUCAACCUCCGCAUCUUGGACGCCGGCACUGCGCGGGUGCUGGCGGCGGCGCGCUUCGACACGCACCUGCGGCACGGCGAGUGCGGGCGGCUGCGCUCCUUCCUCGCCAUGCAGCCCCCCGGAGCGGUGGUGGCGGCCGCCGUGGGGGACUCUGCUGCCCGGAGCCUCACGCUGGAGACGCGGCUGCUGCUGCGGGACCGCCUGGGCAGCGCUCACAUCUCCCGUCUGCGACACAGGGGUGCCUUAUAAUGGAUUUAAAGUGGAAGCAUCCAAUGGAAUAAUUCUCCACUUGGUGGAUGAGGUUACCAGUUGGUUACCUGGUGACCGGAUCGUUGUUGCCAGUACAGAUUAUUCUAUGCAUCAGGCUGAAGAGUUUAAUCUCCUUCCUUGCCCUGAAUGUAAAAGUAAUCAAGUGAAAAUUGAUGGCAGCCCACUUUAUCUUCACAUUGGAGAAGUCAUAGAUGGCGUCGAUAUGAGGGCAGAGGUUGGCCUUCUGACUAGAAAUAUACUUAUUCAAGGAGAAAUGGAAGACUCCUGUUAUGGACAAAAUCAAUGCCAGUUUUUCUCCUUUGAUACAUUUGGAGGACAUAUUAAAAUCCUAAAGAAUUUUAGCUCUGUUCACUUGUCAGGAGUGGAACUGAAAAACAUGGGGCAGCAAAUCCUGGGCAGUUACCCUGUACAUUUUCACUUGGCUGAGGAUGUGGAUGAGAGAGGAGGAUAUGAACGCCCGACGUACCUUGAUAACCUGGCUAUCCACCACUGCUUCUCUAGGUGUGUUGCCAUACAUGGGACUCAUGGCCUUCUGGUCAAAGACACCAUUGGCUAUGACACUCUGGGGCACUGUUUCUUCCUGGAAGAUGGGACAGAGCAGCGCAAUACAUUCUAUCACAACUUGGGCCUCCUCACAAAGCCAGGGACAAUCUUGCCUUCAGAUCGCAGUGAGGCAAUGUGCCUUGCCAUCCGCAGCAAUGUUUAUGGAGAUUACAUUCCUGUGCCGAGCACCGACUGCAUGGCUGUCAGCACUUUCUGGAUCGCUAAUCCAAACAACAACUUAAUAGAGAAUGCAGCAGCUGGUGCUCAGGAUGUCGGGAUAUGGUACAUCUUCCACCGGGUUCCCACUGGACAGUCUGAGGGGCAAUAUCCAGAGGGACAGGCUGAAUAUACCCCCUUGGGAGUAUUUUACAACAACAGAGUCCACUCCAAUUUCAAGGCUGGUUUGUUUAUUGGAAAAGGAGUAAAGACAACGAGAGCCAACGCUGAAGAUCCCAGAGAGUAUCUCACUGUCGAUAAUGCCAGGUUUCGCCCACAUCAAGAUGCUGAUCCUGAAAAGCCGCGAGUUCCUGCCGUGAUUGAUGGUCUUAUUGCUUUUAAAAAUAAUGACCAUGGGGCCUGGGCUAGGGGUGGCGACAUUAUAUUCUGCAACUCAGGGUUUUCAGACAAUGGAAUUGGACUCACUCUGGCAAGUGAUGGGACUUUCCCGACAGAUGAAGGCUCCAGCCUGGAGGUUACACGAUCCAUUUUUGUUGGCGAAAGCAGCAAUUUUGGGUCCCAGGGAGGUCAAAACAGCUACUGGGGAAAAGGGGCAAAUGGAGAGUACAGAACACUACCCAGAAACAAGACCUUCCCUAUUCGUGGAUUCCAGAUUUAUGAUGGGCCUGUCAGGAUGUCAAAAUGUACUUUCAAGAAGUUCACUCCGACUGUUGACAGAUACUCAAGUGCCAUCGGGUUCUUCAUGAAAAACUCCUGGCAGAUAAGCCCCCAGAAUAAUGUGUCACAGAUCCUGAUGGAGAAGAGUGUUGGACUGAAAGUGUUUUUUGGCAGAUCAGGCCAGUGGUUCGGAAACAAUGACAAUGAUGGUGACAAAAUGUCUAUAUUCCAUGACCUGGACGGCUCAGUGACAGGGUAUCCGGACAUUUUCAUAGGCAGAGCAGACAACUACUUGCUGCAUCAUCCUGGGUGUCUUACUGUCCCACGCUGGAAUGGGUUGAUGUGUACUGGGAAAUUUGCACAGCUUUAUAUUCAGGCCAGGCGUCCUGAGAAUCUGACCUUAUCCAUUGCCAGAGCAGCAUACCAUUCCCAUCCCUUGCGGCUGCAAGGCGUGAACAGAGGAGCACCAUACCAGCAGUACCAGCCUGUCGUCAUGCUCGAGCAAGCUUAUAUCAUCCAGUGGGAUGGCAAAGCACCUGAGGAUAUUAUCCUGUACCCCAUCAACUUCAACAGAGGAGACUGGCUGCAUGUUGCCCUCUGCUACCCCAGGGAAGCUGUUUUCCAGGUGGUGGCAGAUAUCUACCAGCGACGGACAGGGAUGGUGCACAGUGUAAAGCACUACCUGGCAGCUCCUUCCUGGGCCAGCGUUCUCAAUGGGACUGGUGAGCGGCUCUUCUAUUUCGACAGAGCAUCGGGGUACCUAUUUGUUCACCUGCAAGCCCAUGAAGCUCGGGAAGGACACAGCUACUGCUCUAAGCAAGGCUGUGAACGUAUUAAGAUCAUGGCACAUAUGUACCCAUGGGACGUCUGGAGCUGUGACCCAAACCCUUUCCCAGAGAGGCCAGCAGCCACCCAGCGCCCUGUGUCCCAGCACCCAGCUGGGCCAUGCAGGGUGUGUGGGGCCCCACAGCUUGCUAUCACUAGCACACCCUCAGUCAAGUAUAUAAGGAUUCAGAUCCAGUCUCUCAGCAGGAUGGACAAACAAAACCACUUGACAUCCGCAUUCAUUAAGAUAAAUGACACCAUUUUCCUGUUCAAUAGCUAUGGGUUAUUCUUUGUGGUGGUAGAUGCAUGUUCAGGAGCUGUUGUGAGUAGGAGGCACUUUGACACAGUUACUGGUGAAAACGCUGCCAGUGCAAUAACUGACUAUGUUAAAACAUCUAUAAAAGAGAGAUCACUUGUUCUCGUGUGCUCUAGAGAUAUUUCAGAUGUGAUGGGGAGCUCUGAAAUGCCUAUUUUUACCAGGUUAGGUUCAGCAAAGCCUGUUGUCUUCCACAAGGAAGGGAGUUUUGCCAUGCUUGGCUACAAAGGACAAGCCAGACCCUCCUGGAUUAAAGUCCUUAAUUAUGCUGGUUAUCAGAAAGCUGCUUCUUUACAGCAUUAUGUUCCCUUGAAGCUGAAACAAUAUCAAUGUCCAGCUAAUGAUGAUGAGCAGCUAAAAUUUGCUUUUUCUCAGACCCACUCAGAACACAUCUCUACAGAGGCUGCAGCUUCCUUGGAUUAGCAUCGCUGGGGAACACCAGCCAGGCAAAGCCUGCUGCUGCCACCAAAGCUGCUCUUGUUUUCACGGGAUUGUACCAAACCAGUGGUGUUCACUUGUAUAUAGUAUAACUAAUAAAUAUAGUCUCAUUUUA